Messenger RNA from Hippoglossus stenolepis (Pacific halibut), 5748 nucleotides. It is a transcript of the gene loxl2b, whose product is annotated as lysyl oxidase-like 2b. NCBI's taxonomy places the organism in Eukaryota, Metazoa, Chordata, Actinopteri, Pleuronectiformes, Pleuronectidae. Gene Ontology annotation, biological process: peptidyl-lysine oxidation; sprouting angiogenesis. Gene Ontology annotation, cellular component: membrane. The coding region runs from base 159 to 2471 and encodes 770 amino acids. Gene Ontology annotation, molecular function: protein-lysine 6-oxidase activity; copper ion binding. The record is from RefSeq and is a predicted model, not a curated record. The transcript has 14 exons.
GAGGUCAUCGUGGAGGCGGGGCCCCUGCAGCUCGGGGAUGUGCAGGAGACGGAGUGAAAGUUUGGGGAGAGACAGCUGACCGAGGGUCCGAGCUGCUUUCAGCCUGUUGGUGCAGGAGCUGCAGGACUUUCAGAGCAGGAGACCAGCGACACGAAAACAUGCCAACCAAAAUGCUGACCACCAACUACCUGCCUUGCUGCACAGUCAUCCUAUCAGUGCUGUUAAAGCUGACCCUUGCCCAGUAUGAGCACCUCGGCUACCCGCCGGGCUACCCGGACCCGGAGCAGGAACAGUACUCGGCCCCGCAGCUGUCACCAGACACACCCAGGAUCCAGCUCCGAUUGGCUGGAGAUAAGAGGAAGCACAACGAGGGCCGCGUGGAGGUUUUCUACAAUGGCGUGUGGGGAACUGUGUGCGAUGACGACUUCACUAUCCACUCCGCUCAGGUGGUGUGUCGGGAGCUGGGCUACCUGGAAGCCAUCUCAUGGUCUCCUUCCUCGAAAUAUGGGAAAGGACAAGGAACCAUCUGGUUCGACAAUCUCCACUGCACCGGCAAAGAAAGGACCUUGUCGCUGUGUCCGUCCAACGGGAUCGGUGUUUCAGACUGCAAGCACAGCGAAGAUGUAGGCGUGGUGUGCAGCGACAAGAGGAUUCCAGGAUUUAAAUUUGUCAACACCUUGCCCAACCAUGUGGAGAACAUUGAUAUUCAAGUGGAGGAUGCGCGCAUACGGCCGAUCCUGUCAUCGUACCGCAAGCGUAUCCCUGUAACAGAGGGCUACGUGGAGGUGAAGGAUGGGGGUAAAUGGAAGCAGAUCUGUAACAAUGAGUGGACCCAGUUUAACAGCAGAGUCAUCUGCGGCAUGUUUGGCUUCCCCGGGGAGAGGAAGUACAACGCCAGAGUCUACAAAAUGUUUGCUCGCAGGAGAAAACCCACAUACUGGGACUUUGCGGUCAACUGCACUGGCAACGAAGCCCAUUUGUCCAACUGUAAACUGGGCCAGGCUACGACGCUGAAGACCAAUGGCUCCUGUACGGAUGGAUUGCCUGUGGUGGUGAGCUGCGUGCCCGGCAGAGCCUUCGCACCGGCGUCCAUGACGGGAUUCAGGAAGGCCUUCAAACAAGAGCAAGUGCUGGUUCGUCUUCGUGGUGGGACCAUCGUAGGCGAGGGCCGAGUGGAGGUGCUGAAAAACGGAGAGUGGGGCACCAUCUGUGAUGAUAACUGGAACCUGCUGUCUGCCACCGUGGUGUGUCGAGAGCUGGGCUUCGGAACGGCCAUGGAGGCCCUGUCUGGAGGCCGCCUGGGACAAGGCAUGGGCCCGGUGCACAUGAACGAGGUGGAGUGCUCAGGAUUUGAGAAAUCCAUCACAGAGUGUUUCUUCAACAAGGAGUCUCUGGGCUGCAGCCACGAGGAGGAUGCAGCCGUCAGAUGUAACAUCCCUGCUAUGGGCUUCCAGGAGCGGCUGCGUCUGAGCGGAGGUCGUAACCCCUUCGAGGGCCGUGUGGAGGUGAUGGUGGAGAGGAACGGCUCUCUGGCGUGGGGGACGGUGUGCAGUGAAGGCUGGGGAACCAUGGAAGCCAUGGUGGUGUGCAGACAGCUGGGCCUGGGCUUCGCCAGCAACGCCUUCCAGGAGACGUGGUAUUGGCCGGGGCAGGUGAGUGCGGACGCUGUGGCGAUGAGUGGCGUUCGCUGCUCCGGCACCGAGAUGUCUCUGUCCCAGUGCCUGCACCACGGAGCCCACCUCAGCUGCCCGAAAGGAGGGGGACGCAAUGCUGCUGGAGUCUCCUGUUCUGAGACGGCUCCUGACCUGGUGUUGAACCCUCAGGUGGUGGAGCAGACCACCUACAUGGAGGACAGGCCCAUGUUCAUGCUUCAGUGCGCCUUCGAGGAGAACUGUCUGGCCUCCCCCUCCAGCCAGGCCCCGGCCAACUCCUACCGCCGCCUGCUGCGCUUCUCCUCCCAGAUCCACAAUAACGGCCAUUCGGACUUCAGGCCCAAAGCCAACAGAAACUCCUGGGUGUGGCACGACUGUCACAGGCAUUAUCACAGCAUGGAGGUGUUUACACUCUAUGACCUGUUCAGCCUCAACGGAACCAAAGUGGCUGAAGGACACAAAGCCAGUUUUUGCCUGGAGGACUCAGAGUGUGAUGAAGGUAUUGAAAAGAGGUAUGAGUGUGCUAACUUUGGAGAGCAGGGCAUCACGGUGGGCUGCUGGGACACCUACAGGCACGACAUCGACUGCCAGUGGGUCGACAUAACUGACAUCAAACCUGGAGAUUACAUUUUCCAGAUAAUCAUUAAUCCAAACUACGAAGUGCCAGAGUCAGACUACAGCAAUAACAUUGUGAAAUGCCGAUGUCGAUAUGACGGCCACCGUGUGUGGAUGUACAGCUGCCACAACGGUGGCUCAUUAAGCACUGAAACAGAACAGACGUUCCCAGGCCUCCUCAAUAACCAGGUGACCCACAGGUAAAGACAAACCAGAGGAGAGGAGGUAACCGGCCGGUCCCUCCAGCAGGGAAACCGCGUGAAGCCAGCAAACACUCUGCAUCUCCAUCAGUGGUGGCUCCCUCCUGCUCGCCCUGUCCUGGUCCAAUCAGCUUUUCCCUUUAUCCUUGUGGCAGCAGCUUUCUUUGGCCCUCAACCCUUUAUUUGUUCUACCAGUAGAAAGAAUAUUUGAUUCCCCCUCCUGUCCAAACAGAGGCAGCUGCAACCACGCUAACACCACCCUCCCUGGUUAACUUCAAGAAGCUCUCUGUGUACCCUGUGUUUUUUUUGUUUUUUUAAUGAGCGAUGAAAUAAACCUGCUGGGAAGUGGCAGCUAUUUAAGUGCAGCACUGACGUGCAGCAGUUUCUUUGUUCAGAGAUCACCCUGGAGAGUUUGGAUGUCUGUGUCAAGUCGCCUGAGAGGGAUCAUCGAUAACGACAGCCUAGGAAAUAAAUGCAGUUUUAUUCCACUAUUUAACAGUGCCUUGUUAACUCUGAAGUCCCUUUAUAGAAAAAAAACAACUAUUCGGACAAUUUAGAUGAGACACACUAGUGAAAACAUCACUAGGAUUAUUUUAUAUUCAAUAUCUGUCAAUCGAUCCCUUUCACCUAAAUCUUACACACUAAACCUUUAAGUGCAUUAAAGUUCCCUAAAGUAUUUGUUUAAAUAGUUGUAGACAUUUAUCUCUGAUCUGCUUUGCAAACUACCUGGACCAGACAGGAGUCUGCAUUAAGUGUGAAGUUCUAGCAUUUCAAUGAGCAGGUGUUUGUGUGGAGGUGGUGUGAGUCAGGAGAAGUUCUCAAUUCAUCAAAGAACUAAAUUAUGUGAGCAAAGAGGUUUACAUUUUUACCUGCACUGCCAGAUAUUGUAAACAGAGAGAAGCCAAAUAUUGUGAUUCAGAUUUGGAGAACUCUCUGUUCUCUUCCCUGCCACUAGGGGGAAGAUUUGCCUCCAGACGAUGUCUUGUUCUGACAUGUUCGUAUCUAUUUCCUCUUUCUGAUAUGUAGCAAUGGUUUGUUUUUUAAGCUAAUAUGGGACCUCAUGUUUCUUUUCUCCUUGUUCACUACUGUUACGAAAUGUCCAUAUUCAGAACAUUUGUGUUCAAAUGAACAUUUUAAAGCUUCCUGGUUUGCCUCACUGCAUAUUGUAAUACUGUAAGUAGCCACUAGGGGAAGCAUUUAACUACAGAGAGGAUUGAAACACUUCUUUUUCACCCUGGUAUUAAGUUACUAUUUUACCAUAAUCCCUUUAUUUAGACCAGCCUUUUUCCCUUUGUAGUUUAUUUUAGCAAGUCUCAUCAGAACUGUAAUUCCCCAAAAUAACUACGCUUUAAUGUUGAACUCGUGCUUAAGUGAGACUGAGCAAAUGGCAGAUUUGUUACAAAAUAUCACACAAAGUGCUCUACAUGAGCAAUUCACAAUAGAGAACAACAUCCCCUUCUUGUGUUCCUUGUGCAUUGGCUUGUGCAUGUAUAGAAUGACUUCACAUAGCAGUGUUACCUACAUAAAGGCUUUUUCAAACAAUUCAAAUCGUCAUAAUUAGUGGAUUCAUUUGCUAGAGAGAAGAUGAAUAUUAUUGAAUUUUGACCAGUGAAUUUGUGCUUUUAGCCUCUAACAAGCAGUCCUGACAGUCCUGAACUUUAGAGGGAAAGACUUGCGAAAAGUGUCGCAGUUUAUUAGCCUAUAUUUAACCUGCGUUUGUUGUAGUGUGAACUGCUCCAGAAAAGGAAUCGUCUGCACACGGCUUCAAUACAGGAGUCAUUCUGUUUUUCAUGUUUAAGUGCCCAAGCAAAGCUAACAAGAUUUUACUGACUGGCGACUAGCAAACUUGUUAGCAGCAAAAGCUUUAUCUUUCCUGUUGAAUAACGUUUUAUUGAAAAGAAAAAAAAACACGGAUGUAAAAUGCAGGGAUAAAUAAGCAGAAAAAUCGAGAGAAUCAGUGGGAGAUCAGAGGAUUUGUGCCAAAGGUUAGCUAACUAGGCCACCAGCUACAGCUCCGCGAGUAUUCGUAACCAAGUUUAUAAAAUAUUUCAUGAAUAUGUGAGGAUUAUUUUUGCUGUAACCGUUUCUGAUGUGACCCGUUGUGAUUUCACUGUUAUCGUGACUUACUUUACAGACGAAGCAGACACAACGCAGAAGAAGACAAACUCUGAACAACCCGUGUUAGCUCUCUUGCUGAUAUGCUAAUAUAAGUUUUUUCUUCUUAUCUAUUGCACUGACAUGUGUGGGGGAAAUGCUACUAAGGCAUAGGGAUAUGAGGAAAAGAUGAGGGAAUAGCAACAUUUUCAACAUUUUUCUCGGACAUAUUCUGAAGAAAAAACAUAUUCAAUUAUAUAUUAACUUACCAUUGAAUAAAAAAGAACUUUCAUGGCCGUGAUCAUUCCUAAACACGCUGGCAAAAACGCUGCAAUCGUGAACUAGAUUGUUCGUAUGGAGUCUUCUGGUGAGCACAGCAUGGCCCCACCUGGAGGCAGUAAUGCACCUUAUAGCUUGGCUGCAUGAGAACACCAGGCAGUUUGCAGGGUAGAUGCUUUCAGCUACAGGACGUUGUAGAUCUUCAAAUACAACAAGAAAAGGCUACUUGUCCUAUUUGUGUACUAGCCAGUGGCAGCUCAGCUGUGAAACAUGUGAUGUACACCAGCACGGCCAUUCGGAGGCUUUGAAGCUGUUUCUCCAAAGAGCCUUGUUACUGCUAAUAACCAAAACAAUAACGAUAUCUUUAUUAUGACUUUGAUUUAUGCUUUAUGUCACUGUAGUGUGUCCGUAGGGUUUCCCUUGGCACAGUGUUGGCUCCACAUGAAGCUCAUGGGACUGUGUUACAGCAACAGGCCUUUAAAGAAGUGCAGAGAUGUCCGCCAGUUCCUCUCACUGCUUUAUAUGUUCACAAAGAAUUAGAAGAGCUGAUUCCAUCCUGUUGCGACACAGAUUCCAUCUCCCCACAACAGAGAGGACCAACAGCAUUUCUUUAUGUUAAGACAGUCGCAGUUGCAGGUUUUCUUUUUUUUCUUUUCUCACAAUUAAAAAACACUUUCUGUCAUUCAGAUUAGGUUUAUAUAAUAUUAUUACAAUAUUGUACAAUAAUGUAUGUGAAUCCUAGUUUAUUAUGCUUUUUAUAAUGGUGCUAUCAAACUGGCCCUCUGUUUUCUGAGGGUACAGUACAUGUUUGAACAGCUACAUUACGUGUACUAACAGUAUACUUGAACUGAGCGUGAUGUGCUUUGUGUUUCCAAAUAUAAUAAAGGUCAGAGUUACGGAGCAACCAA